GGGUGGCGGUGUAAAGAUGUGAUUGGUGGGGCUGGAUGAAGCGGGGUGAGGAAAGAGACCCGGAAGUGCUGGCGGGAAGUUAUUCAGAAUUAAUUCUCAUGUCAUCAGAAAGCUCAACCAUCACAGUUCGUCUUGUUCGUUCUUUUGAACACCGGAAUUUCAGACCUGUGGUGUAUCAUGGAGUCAACUUGGAUCAGACAGUAAAGCAGUUCAUUACUUUUGUGCGGAAUGAUGUGUCUUCAAGAACAGGUCUUCCUCCUCCUUUUAAAAAUUACAAGUAUGGUACUUUCCUUUACAGAAACUCACUCUGUCUGAAAUGCAAGGGCAGAUCUGUAUCUUCCGGCCAACCAUCUCCAUGGCAGGUUACCUGCCUGCCCUCUACAGCCUGGUGCAAACUCCCCACAGCAGCUCCAACAUGUUGUGCAUGACUGAUAUACAACUGGCUUCAAGGGGGAUCUUACCCAUGGAAGUGAACAACCCUACGCUCUCAAAAUAACCCCAAGGUUUUCUGCCUUUCUACUUUGUGUGACUUAAGGAGGUUUUUAGCUAUGAAUGACAGUGCUGCUCCCAGCCACUGAGUGAGGGGGAAAAGGACUCUACAAGUGGGUGUCACGUAGGCAAAGCUCACACUGUUUUUUUUCUCAAGAUCUCCAAGUAAUACUGCCAAAUGCAGGGUGAGAAACCAAGAUAUUAAAGACUCUCUACUGCUAAGGGUGCCACUAAUCUUCAUGUGGGUGCCCAUGGCACAUUACAUUCUACCUUUCCCCUGAGAGAAGCACCCCAUGCAGACAGGGUGAGCCCUGAAGGAGAGCAGUGUGUCCCCCCCCGGGACACCCACAUCCUUCUGCUCUGCUAUUGCUUCUCGGUGUCACCUCCUGAACAGGGUGUCCAUGGCUCCAGGGUGCAUGGGGAGGUGUGGAGUGGCACGCUUUGCCCCUGACACUGGUGUGCAGCUUGCAGUUGCCGUGCUGGAGCAGGGAUGUACUGGGAUGACAGGUCAACUUGUACCCUCUGCGUGAGGGCCAGACUCUGCAAAAUCACUCUCUGGCAUCAGUAAAUACCAA
Neopsephotus bourkii (Bourke's parrot) is the source of this 1064-nucleotide messenger RNA. RefSeq names its product chromosome unknown C2orf76 homolog (gene CUNH2orf76). The transcript has 4 exons. The record is from RefSeq and is a predicted model, not a curated record. Bases 36 to 428 code for a protein of 130 amino acids. Lineage: Eukaryota; Metazoa; Chordata; Aves; Psittaciformes; Psittacidae.